ACCUAAUAUAAACAAGAAAAGGAAAAGGAAGACAAAUGAGCUGUGUGUAUUAUUUCUACAUUUAAGCCUCUGAAAAACUCGCUGAGUGGCUACUAGAAGAAUCAGCUCUCUCCGCCUCCGUUUUCUCUCUCUUUACUCUCCUCCUCAGCUUACCCGCCGCUCACAGCCACCCAUGAGUGUGACCAACUCCUCUGCCUAUCGAUCGGAGCGUAGUUUCCACCAGACUUCAUCCUCAUCCUCAUCUUCAUCUUCUGCUAACCCAUACAUGGAGAAAAAUCGUGGACUGUUUGCUGAGGACUUUGGCUCCUUCAUGAGGCCUGGGAAUGACGCCUUGGGGUUUUCCAGUGGACCUGGAAAUAUUAAAACUCUUGGGGAUUCAUACCAAUUCACCGUUGAUGUCCGAGACUUCUCCCCCGAAGAUGUCAUUGUCACCACAUCCAACAACCAGAUAGAGGUUCAUGCAGAGAAGUUGGCCCAGGAUGGUUCGGUGAUGAACACAUUCACCCAUAAGUGCCAGCUACCUGAGGAUGUGGACCCCACCUCAGUGACUUCAUCACUGGGCACAGAGGGCACCCUAACGGUCCAAGCGAGACGACACCCUGCCAAACAUGAGCUUGUACAGACCUUUCGCACCGAAAUUAAGAUCUAGAGAUGGAUCGACUUUCUAUUGACAGCCCCUUCACUUUUUGUGUUGUUUAUGCUACAGUACUCCCUCUAUUUCCUGGCUUCAUUCUACAUUUAUCAUGCAGUCGACACUGUGCACUAUAAAACAUGCAACGUCCUCCCUCCUUGACUGCAACAAUACAUGAUGCUGCUCAUUUAUAUUCUGAGUUUGUUCACCAUACACAGCAGCAAUAAGUCAUACCUGCAAAUAACAGACAGACAUAUAGGAUUUGCACAAGAACAUACACUCACACAUGCUCCAAUUAAUGGAUCUGUUCCCUUAUUUCAUUCCUGUCCUCUAACACAGCUCUAAAACCUAAUACUCACCUCUAAAGUUGAUGAUUGCUUGUGUAAUUUAUUGUACAUUAUUACUGUGUGAAUAAA
This is a messenger RNA of Monopterus albus (swamp eel), 1047 nucleotides long. RefSeq names its product heat shock protein family, member 7 (cardiovascular) (gene hspb7). Bases 173 to 649 code for a protein of 158 amino acids. Gene Ontology annotation, biological process: heart development. The transcript has 3 exons. The record is from RefSeq and is a predicted model, not a curated record. Gene Ontology annotation, cellular component: nucleus; cytoplasm. NCBI's taxonomy places the organism in Eukaryota, Metazoa, Chordata, Actinopteri, Synbranchiformes, Synbranchidae.